Penicillium hordei is the source of this 966-nucleotide messenger RNA. RefSeq lists its product as uncharacterized. The record is from RefSeq and is a predicted model, not a curated record. Bases 1 to 966 code for a protein of 321 amino acids. NCBI's taxonomy places the organism in Eukaryota, Fungi, Ascomycota, Eurotiomycetes, Eurotiales, Aspergillaceae. The transcript is spliced from 2 exons.
AUGGGGCAAAAUGACCCUGAUGAAAGGCUGGUUUAUCUGGCUUGCCAGCAUAUUUUCGGUGGCUCCCACUCCCACGUCCGAAGAUUAAAAGUGAUUAGGAGCUUGAUUCAAGAAAACAAGCCUUCUCUCGCAGGUAUUUUGCGGGAAUAUAAUAUCGAUCGAACUAUUAACGUCGCGAAAAAGUUGCUUGAGGAUCAAGUUUUUGACGAUACUUUGAAAGCCAAGAUACGAUUCCCGGAACUGUUUGACGUAUCACCAACUCAAAGCGCUGAGAGAGAAGCUUCAGAAGCAGAGGCUGCGAGAGGUGAAGCAAGUGCGAACCUACUUGAAGAGAGUUGUUUUGAGUUCGCUCAGCAGCAUUUCCCUCGCAUUUUGGCAAUAAAAGGCUGGGAUUGUCCUGAGGCAGUAGAACUGACAGAAUGGACGAAGCUCAUCUCUCAACAUCCUCCGCAGCCGGCGAAAGGCAUGAAUAAACCAAUCGAUGAAUUAUUUGGCCUUCUUCAUGAGUUACGACACUCUGCAGUCCACAGACUUCGAAAGACUGCGAAUGGUAUCGAACGACUUGCCGAAAAUGCACAGCUUUUUCUUGAAGCCUUGGAUGAUUUAUUUCGUUCAGAAAAGGUUUCUGUGCUUCGAAGGGACCUGAAAGGCGCAAUUGAAGAGCUCAAGCGCAAUAAGGAUCUCUUAGAAGGGAAACUACAUACGCAACUCAAGGAUAUACAAAGAAAGCGAGCCGAAUUGGAUAUGUGUGAAAAAACUGCAAUCGAAUCAAUGGGUCUCGAUGAUCAACAAUGUCAGAACGAUGUCGGUGAAGGGUUGAAUGGUGCCGUUCGAAAUUUGAUGUCAAACGAAACACAAAAUGCGAAAGGGAAGGGGAAGUUGUUUUCUAUAGACCAAGAGUUGUAUGAAUCGGAAGACGAGUUCCCCGGGGCGGAUUUAACAAUUUAUAGCCCGGAACUCGACUAG